This is a messenger RNA of Morchella importuna, 381 nucleotides long. RefSeq lists its product as uncharacterized. The record is from RefSeq and is a predicted model, not a curated record. Lineage: Eukaryota; Fungi; Ascomycota; Pezizomycetes; Pezizales; Morchellaceae. The transcript has a single exon. The coding region runs from base 1 to 381 and encodes 126 amino acids.
AUGCAAAACCGGCUCAUGCAACUCCGCUCAAGCAACAGCGUAAACAUCCUACCCAACAGCUACUACCUCCCUUCGACCGCGAGCUAUCCAUGGCCACAGCUGCUCAGAUCCUCUGCCCGGCCGCGGGACUGGUGCAACCCGCAACGUCAGGCCUCUGAAAUAAUCUAUUAUGCCCGCUUUACAGAAAUUGCCCCCGUAUUUAUUAUCUACGAGGAGCCGGCGCGGCCGCCAGUGGAGGGGGGCCCUUUUGAGGCCUUCUGGAACCGCGUGCUGGAGUUUAUCACCAAGCUUAUAACAUACACCACCCGUUCGUUUGGGCCCCCCGGUGGUACUGCUAGGGGGAGAGCACCCUUGAGGGAUCUGCGCUUGAGGAAGAAUUAG